Daphnia carinata is the source of this 1173-nucleotide messenger RNA. Its product is annotated as maspardin-like. Bases 75 to 944 code for a protein of 289 amino acids. The transcript is spliced from 7 exons. Lineage: Eukaryota; Metazoa; Arthropoda; Branchiopoda; Diplostraca; Daphniidae. The record is from RefSeq and is a predicted model, not a curated record.
GACGUAUGAAAAUCGUUAUCCACGGGCUAAGACUAUUUGGUAGUCAUUCCGCUUUUUGUCUUCACUAACCUAACAUGGAAACAGAUAUGUCACUUGAGUAUCUUUCGUUUCGAAGUAAUAUUCCCUGUCGCAAAAUAGUCUUAGACGAUUCUGAAAAGGUGUGGACUAUUUACGAUGGAGGACCAAAAACUGUUAGAAGUCCUCUCAUUUGUUUGCCACCUGUAAGCGGAACAGCUGAUACUUUUUUCCAGCAAGUUCUGGGUUUGGGUGCCAAAGGAUACAGAGUAAUUUCACUUAGCUGGCCUGUGUAUUGGAGUGUCAAUGAAUGGUGUGAAGGUUUCCGUAAACUGUUGGACUUUCUCCAGUUAGAUCAAGUUCAUCUGUUUGGGGCAUCCUUGGGAGGAUUUUUAGCUCAGAAGUUUGCAGAGUAUACUCAUCGAUGUCCAAGAGUACUCUCCCUCAUUCUGUGCAACUCUUUCACUGACACAUCUGUAUUUCAAUAUGGUGAUUCAGCCCCAUUCUUGUGGAUGUUGCCCUCCAUGGUUUUGAAAAAAAUGGUUAUGGGCAAUUUUGGUGGUGAAAAGAUGAUGGAAUCCGUCGUGGCAGACUCGGUUGAUUUUAUGGUGGAAAGGUUGGAAAGUUUGUCGCAGGCGGAGUUGGCUUCUAGACUAACGCUUAAUUGCGGAAGUAGUUACGUCCACGUUGAUAAAUUACAGCAAUAUUGUAUUACUAUAAUUGACGUCUUUGAUGACUGUGCAAUCGCCUCGCCUGUUUCUGAAGAUAUGUACAGGAGUUAUCCCCAUGCUAGCAUGGCUCAUCUUAAGAAUGGAGGCAACUUUCCAUACCUAAGUCGGUGUGACGAAGUAAACCUUCACCUGCAAGUUCAUUUACUUCGAUUUGAGAGAACACGGUGCAAAGCGGGAGGCAGUAAUUUCUCUGAUUGAGAAAACGGUAUCUCUUCUGCAGGUCUUCAUCUUGUCCAGUACAUUCUGCUAUUUGUAGAUUCAGCGAUAUACAUACCAUGAAGCAGCUGGAAGUUUUGAAUCAUUGUGAUGGCAUUCCCAUUAUCUUCUAAAUGUUGCCUUUCUUUUUAUCGAAAAACCUUUGUUAUCUGAUAUUUCCUAAUGUCGCGUCUCGAAUCCUCAACCAUAAUUACACGUGCCUUCUCUGACU